UCUCAGCAUCUCUUUAUGAUUCUCUGGCUAAAGGGUGUUCUAUUUAAUGUGACAACAGUGGACUUGAAAAGGAAGCCUGCGGACCUGCAGACCUUGGCUCCCAGCACCAACCCACCUUUCAUGACUUUUGAGGGUGAGGUCAAGACAGAUGUGAAUAAGAUCGAGGAGUUCUUAGAGGAGAAACUGGCUCCCGCAAGGUACCCUAAGCUGGGGACCCAACACCCUGAACCUAACUCUGCUGGAAAUGACGUGUUUGCCAAGUUCUCAGCAUUUAUAAAAAACACCAAGAAGGAUGCAAACAAGAUUUAUGAAAGGAACCUAUUAAAGGCCCUGGAGAAGCUGGAUAGUUAUCUGAACAGCCCCCUGCCUGAUGAGAUAGAUGCCUAUAGUACCGAGGAAGCUGCUAUUUCUGGAAGGAAGUUCCUGGAUGGCAGUGAGCUCACGCUGGCUGACUGCAACCUCUUACCCAAGCUCCACGUUAUUAAGAUUGUGGCCAAGAGAUACAGAGAUUUUGAAUUUCCUUCUGAAAUGACUGGCAUCUGGAGGUACUUGAACAAUGCGUGUGCUCGGGAUGAAUUCACAAACACACGUCUCUCUGACCAGCAGAUUGAACAUGCAUAUUCAGAUGUUGCCAAAAGAAUGAAGUGA
Messenger RNA from Dama dama (fallow deer), 648 nucleotides. RefSeq names its product chloride intracellular channel protein 6-like. The record is from RefSeq and is a predicted model, not a curated record. NCBI's taxonomy places the organism in Eukaryota, Metazoa, Chordata, Mammalia, Artiodactyla, Cervidae. Gene Ontology annotation, cellular component: plasma membrane. Gene Ontology annotation, molecular function: D2 dopamine receptor binding; D3 dopamine receptor binding; D4 dopamine receptor binding.